CAUUCAGAAGGUGAAGAAGAAAAGAUGGGGAUAAGUAUUUUCUGUCUAGUGGCGGGACUUUCCCUGGCCUUGGCGGAAAUAACACAACUUCAGAUGACCGACUGUGGUUCCAGUAGUGAUGUCGUAAUCCGUAGCGUUUCUGUGACUCCUAUGCCUGUCCAGGUUCCGGGCGACAUACAUCUCUCUGUUGACGCCAGCCUUACAAAUACCAUUGGAAGCUCGAAAAUGUCUCUAUCUGUUAAAAGAAAAACGUUUUUAGGGUUGGAAAUUCCAAUUCCAUGCCUUCUCCAUGUCGGUUCUUGUACGUACAAUGAUCUCUGCACAACGGUUCAGCAAAUGAUCACCGAGGACUGGGCUGGGAUAAUGGGGGGUAUUGGUAAACAAAUCCAGACUAUGCUGAGCAGUGUGGGAGUUAAUGCUAGCCAGUGUCCCCAGCCCCCCAGAGAUCUCCGUAUCAACGAUUACACCAUCAGCAUCCCCAGUAUUCCAUCAGUUCUCACCUGGUUUGCAGCGGGUGACUACCAUGUGAAUGUAAAAGUGAACGAAAACGCCUCGGGAAAACAGCUGGUGUGUUUGGACCUCCAGCUAUCUGUCACACAGCACAAGGAGCCCGGUAGUUCCGGCUGGCUGCUUGGCAGACGCAAAAGACGAUCUCAAUAUUGAAAUUGUCCACAUGACAUAAACAUUAUAAAUAAAGUUAUCAUUGAUCCAUA
This is a messenger RNA of Saccostrea echinata, 713 nucleotides long. Its product is annotated as ganglioside GM2 activator-like. The transcript has 4 exons. Gene Ontology annotation, biological process: lipid transport; ganglioside catabolic process. Gene Ontology annotation, molecular function: lipid carrier activity; enzyme activator activity. Gene Ontology annotation, cellular component: cytoplasmic side of plasma membrane. The record is from RefSeq and is a predicted model, not a curated record. Bases 25 to 663 code for a protein of 212 amino acids. Lineage: Eukaryota; Metazoa; Mollusca; Bivalvia; Ostreida; Ostreidae.